Magallana angulata is the source of this 4083-nucleotide messenger RNA. RefSeq names its product von Willebrand factor A domain-containing protein 7-like. Lineage: Eukaryota; Metazoa; Mollusca; Bivalvia; Ostreida; Ostreidae. The transcript is spliced from 20 exons. The record is from RefSeq and is a predicted model, not a curated record. Bases 37 to 3168 code for a protein of 1043 amino acids.
AAGUAAUCUUUUAACCAGUAGGUGAGUUUAGUCAUCAUGAAGCACCUGAAAUUGUUCAUUGGGUACUUGAUAAUUUUAGUUACACUUGUUGAACGCUCUUUAGUGUCUGCUUUUCCUCCACAAAGUAUUCCUCAGGAAUCUUCAACAAAGUCCCAUUCCACUAUAAACUUUUAUGGGAUUUAUCUUUCAGUGCAUCAAUUUCUGUUGAGACAUAAUAUUGUCAAUGGGACUGGUAAACCUGUGAGUCAGGUAUUGGAUGAGUUUUUUGGAACAGAUCGAGACUCUCAAACCAACUUUUACCUAAACAUUCUUAAAAUAACCGAUCACCAGAAUAUAGUUCAGAAAGAAUUGGCCGGUUUCGCCCAUUACCAUGUUAACGGGGAACAAAUACUUACAGCUCACAACUAUGUACGAUCUUUACGGAAGAGUUUGAUUGACUUAGCAGAGUCUGGGGCAGACAUUGACAUUCUUAGAGAAAGGGUAGGACAGUGUCUGUACACUCUCCAGCAAUUCUACAGCAACACCAACUGGGUAGACCUACACGGAGACACAAUCAUAAAAGAGUUUGGUAUCUCUGCAACACUUCCGGUUUCUAUCAGUAAUUUGUCCGAUGAACCAUGCUCUGAUUGUCCGACAGACUCGACAAGUUUACAAAGUGGUCUUUGUAAGAACAAUACUAGAACCACUAAAUUAACCAGUGGAUACAAGUCUAAACAAGAUGUAUCCAAGCCUCCCAGCAAUAAUCAGGGUAUAGGCAAAUGUAGCCAUGGCUCACAAGACGACACCAGCAGAUUAAAAUCAGCAACUGGCGGAAUAUAUAAAGGAAGGUCAUCCUCGGCGCAUGCUCCUCAUUUUUAUCUCCAUAACGAGGCUUUUGAAGCUGCCAAACUGGCUACAGUCUACUUUCUUUCUGAUGAAAAUGACGGUCUUUUCAGUCACCUUGGAAUUUACCUAACAAAAGAGGUAUUUCAAAUAAAAUCUAAAAAGGAAAACAAGGAAGUAAAGGACUAUUCGAUUACGUUUGUAAUCGAUGUAACAGGAUCGAUGAGUGACAACAUAGCCGGUGUUAUACAAGGGGCUGCAACGUUUGUAGACCAAAUUAGACAAUCGGAGCGCAUACCUGAAAAAUAUGUCCUCGUAACAUUCAGUGACCCAGUCGAUCUUGAAAAAAGCCGAGUAACAAACGAUGCAGACGAGAUGAUAAGUUGGAUAAACGGCCUGACAGUAUCCGGUGGUGAUGACUGCCCUGAGUACAGCCUCUCUGGGCUAAUAACAGGUGCAACACUCUCUAAUUUCAACUCGACCAUAUACAUUUAUACGGACGCACCUGCUAAGGAUGAAUCUAGAGAGACGGAAGUCAUCGAGAUUCUACAGAGAAAAACUAUUACACCAAAAUUUCGUCUGAGGAACGAAUGCGGAGGACGUCGAAAACGUGAAAUAGGUAGAUACAAACGCCAGUCAAGCGUCUACGAUAGUAUAGCUCAAGCUUCGGGUGGGGACGUGGAAAGAUUUUCAUCAUCUGCAGACCUUGCAGAUAAGGUCCAAGAAGACUUAAUGAGUGAAUUAUCAUUCAUCCAAAGCAAUUCAUCUCAAGCAAUAAGUCAGAAUAACCUUCCAACAUCUAUCUCUAUCAUCAAAUGGAAAUCUACACACGCAGAUCAACUUACAAAUAUUGAGGUGGACAAUUCGGUAGAUUCUCUGCGAAUUGAAAUUAAUGGCACAUCGAACUCCAGUGAAAUUCAUUUAAGACACCCAAACGGUUCGCUGGUUGACUCAGGGUCGCGGGAUGUAACCUUGCAAUAUUCGGACAACCUGACCAUAUUUUUAAUUGAGUCUCCUUCAAAGGGCCUGUGGACUCUUGAAAAUAUUGUAAGCAAUCCAUUGAAAAUUAACAUAACAGCCAAUAGUUCCUUUGAUAUUUCCUCAUCUUUACGAGAGAUUUCAUCUGAAGGCUUCUUUUACCCUCUAAAUGGCAAUCCAGUAUCCGGCAAGGAAUACGUCAUUGUUGUUCUUCUUGAGAAUCUCCCAACGAAUUCUUCAAUAUCUUCUAUUGUGCUCGUGGAUGAGAAAGGAAAUGCCGUUACUACAACUGUAGCAACUCUUCUAAGCGUUACCCCGAACUUGCAGUAUUUUGCAAAAACCAAAAUAUUUAAACAGAUAGCUGGAGUUCAAAUACACGGACAAGACUCAACAAGUCAACAAUUUAUUCGUACUUGUAAACAUACAAUUAAUCCAGUUGAUGUUACACUUAAAAUGAAGCUUUUUAUUGGUGAUCUGUCACUUUCAAACAUAGAACAACUUGAAUACAACAUUACAAACCACGGAGGAAAUAAUAGAUCUUUGACUCUGGAUGUUUCCGACGACAAGGGUUAUAUCGUUGAUAAUCGAUCUAUACACUUCCAUAUUUCACCAGGAGAGUCCGAAAAUAAACUAGUGUUCAUCCGGGGAACUCAGCCAUCAACAAUCGUAUCUGUAACAGCAUCACUGAAAGACGAGGAGACACAUAUUGUACUCCAAAAGUUAACCCAAAAGCUUACAGUGUCAUCCGCUAUGCGACCUACUUGCAACCUGACAUCAUUGGACGAUACUUGUCAAAAUCAGAGGGGUAAUGGCAGCAACUGUUUUGACAUUCCCUGGCAAGGAAGUGUUCAAGUAAAUUUCUCUGGAAUAAGAAUUGCGAGUUUAGAUGUGUCAAGUUCUUCUGUGAAUUUGACACAUGGUUCACUUUGGAGUUUUUACGGUCCUUUGGACGUUACACUACAAGGGGACUGUUGUACUCGGUCGAUAGUACUCACUGCAACUGAUAAUGAUGGUUUCAUUGCUCAGUGUAGGUUUCAACUUUUUCCUGAAGAUUCAUCUAAUAACAUCAUCACCGAUUCGUCUGAGCCUACUGACAAAAAGGAGACUGUGUUGAACCUGACGAUUCUUGGAGCAGCUAUUGGAGGAGCUUUAGCAGGAAUUGUUAUUCUUACAACGGGUGUGCUUCUGAAAAUUCGUCACUCAUCUUUGAAGUCUUCAAAGGUCAAAGAUGACACAGAUACACAAAUUGACAUCUCACGAGUUGAAAAGUGGGAUCAAAAUAAAACGGCUCAUUUUCAAGCAUUUAUGUUGCGAGAACCCAUUGUUUGCAGUGCACCUGCAGAGAGCUUUUUUGGCCGCGUUCAUUAACAAUAUAUAUCAAUGAAAUCGGGGACCAAAAACAUUCAAUUAAGUAACGUGUGCGACUUUGAAUGAAUUUCCUUUCUAAAAAUCAAUCAAAGCUUAUUAAAACUUCAUGAUUUGAUUUGUUGGCUUCUAAAGUAUAGCAAUUUUCCAUUCAAACCAAUUAUCUGAGAAAAUCAUAAACUUCUGCCUAUUUACACCAGCAGAAUCGAUCUCCUUUCAAAGUUUGAAAUAUUCUAAGCAAAUGAAAAGAACUUCCGAGUGGAAAUACCAAAAAAGGGCGUCAUGGGAAUGUGUCGAAAAUUCGUCCCCGAUUAAUUGGGUUUAUUCAACCCGCAUGUUAUGCAUCGAUUAUAAAUGAAGCAAACGCGAAAUCAUUUUAUGUCGCUUGUUUUUUAACAAGAUUUGUAAAUCAUACAUGUAUUUUCCUUGAAACUGGCUUAAUUGAUCAAAACAACUUCUGCACGGUCUAUUAUUAUACACAUUCAUAGCAUAGCCAUCGUUCAAAAGUGUACAUAAACUUGAUAUAAAAAUUUUAAAAUGCAUAUAUUGCUGACUCACACAACACAAAUAUACAUCCAAGACAUUAAAUGCUUUUAUUACAUAGAUAAUAAAGUUAUUAUUUUAAAUCCAGUUUUGUAAAUCAAUUAAAAUGCAUUUAUGUGGUAAAUCUGUUGGCCAUAUGUGGUUCUUAUUGCAAAAAAAUGUAGGACAUACAAACUUGAUUUAAACAAAUUGAUGUGAGAAAUAAAACUGAAAAUUGCAACAAUCUUGUGGAAAGUUGCCAUGAAAAAUUUAUAAAUUAUAAAGCAGAUGCAUCUGCUAAGGUUGGUAUAUGAUUUUUUUUAAAUUUCAUUGAGAAUUUUCUGUAUGUCAUGACAUUUGUUCAAAUUUAAAAUAAAAGAUUCCAAAAUUUCAAAA